This is a messenger RNA of Durio zibethinus, 1653 nucleotides long. Its product is annotated as E3 ubiquitin protein ligase RIE1-like. Lineage: Eukaryota; Viridiplantae; Streptophyta; Magnoliopsida; Malvales; Malvaceae. The record is from RefSeq and is a predicted model, not a curated record. Gene Ontology annotation, molecular function: ubiquitin protein ligase activity. Gene Ontology annotation, cellular component: plant-type vacuole. Gene Ontology annotation, biological process: protein ubiquitination; ubiquitin-dependent protein catabolic process.
AGGAAUUUUUUUUUGGUAAUAAUAGUUCAAUUAUGCCCAUUUUCUCUUUUUAAACCCUCUUUGAGAAUUUAAAAACCCCAUAAUAAAAUUCCCCAAUGUCUUCCACACCUUCAUCCGAAACGACUGCGGCAGUGUCUGAUUCCCACUCGCCGCUCCUCCGCCGGCGCCAGCCCGAUGCCUCGGCUGCUCGCCCUGCCACGCUGGCGCUUUUAUUGGGGCGGGCCACGAGGCGGCGUGGCGCGUCUAUGCUGGUGAGGGAGACGGCGGCACGGGAGUUGGAGGAGCGGCGGGCGGACUGGGGAUACUCGAAGCCGGUGGUGGCGCUCGACAUGCUGUGGAAUACGGCAUUCGUGGCGGUGUCGGUGGUGAUGUUGAUCUGUACGGUGGAUGAGAAGCCUAAUGCUCCUAUUAGACUGUGGAUUUGUGGGUAUGCUUUGCAGUGCUUGUUGCAUGUUGUUUUGGUGUGGUUGGAGUAUAGGAGGAGGAACGCUAGAAGAACAUCUGCUAGAGAUGAGGAGAGAGGAGAUGCCGAUACUGGAGACGUUAAUGAUAGUGAAGAUGAAGAAGUUGGAAUUCAAAGGAGUCCUUUUGGUUCAAAUCAAUCAAGUGUAACUAAACGAUGUGAAUCAGUGAAUACCAUGGCAUCAUUUGUUUGGUGGAUAGUAGGCUUCUAUUGGGUAGUUUCUGGUGGCGAUAUCCUUCUGCAAAAUGCUCCACGUUUAUACUGGUUGGCUGUGGUUUUUCUAGCAUUUGAUGUGUUCUUUGCAAUCUUUUGUGUUAUUUUGGCAUGUUUGAUUGGGAUUGCUCUCUGCUGCUGCUUGCCGUGCAUCAUUGCAAUUCUUUAUGCUGUUGCAGGGCAGGAAGGUGCAUCAGAAGCAGAUCUUAGUAUCCUUCCAAAAUAUAGAUUUCAGAUUAUAAACAAUGGUGAGAAGCCUAGUGUGGGGGCAGGAAAAAUGGUUCCCAUAGAAACAAGCGGUCAAUAUUUGGCAAAUGAGCGCAUUCUCUUACCUGAGGAUGCUGAAUGUUGUAUAUGCCUAAGCUCUUAUGAAGAUGGUGUGGACCUCCAUGCUCUCGCUUGUAACCACCAUUUUCAUUCAACAUGCAUUGUGAAAUGGCUUAAGAUGAAUGCAACAUGCCCCCUCUGCAAGUACAAUAUUUUGAAGGGAAAUGAACAGGUAUGAAAGAAAGGUUUCAAGCCUCGGUUGCCGGAUUCAGUUGUCAACACUUUCUGCUUAUGUACAGAAGAAACUAAAUCAUGAAGGGCAGCAAAACUCAUAUUCUUAGCUUCUUUUUUCUCGUAUAACUGGCUUAAUUGAGUUGAUUCCCUCUUGCCCCUGCCUGGGUUCUUCCACACACUCUUCAUGAAAAAAUGGAAAUGAUUUUUAUGCUUCAAAUGUUUGCUUCAUUCUUGGUAGAAUGAAAAAUUAAUGGUUUAUUAUAUAUUUGAGAUGCCACCUACAAGCCUUUCUUUAUUAUUAUUAUUUAAAUAUAAUUGAAAACGAAUAUUUGACAAUGAAUUUUGCUAUGUCGGCAAUGCCUAUGAGAAUUGCUCUGUAUGCAUUGCAUGGUUGUUAAGAUUGAAACAGCAUUUAUGUACAGAAGAAACUAAAUCAUGAAGAGCAGCAACACCCGUUAAGAUUCAAACCUUUUGGU